AUGUCAGCAAGAGGCGCUCGUAGUCGCAAGGUACAACAGAAAGAAGUUGAGAAAAAGGAAAAGAAAAUUGCUGUAAAAGGAAAGGUGCCAGAAGCCACACAGGAAAGCCGAGAUGGAUUUGCGGAAUGGCGUCCAUCACCAAACCCCAGCAAUCCGAGAAGUGGCAUAACACGCUCCUUCACAGUAUCCAGCAACAACAGCCAUACGACAUCUCGGAGUAGUUCUACGCACGAUGGCGGAAAUGGUAGCAGGCCGCGACUAGCCACCCUUCCGUCUGACGUCUCCUCUGGAUCCCGACCUCCGCCAACGAAAUCAUCGAAGGCAGAGUCAGUCUCAGACACAUCUUCAAAAGGCAAAGAGAAGAUAAAAUAUCAGGCAAAGGGCAAAGACACAAAGGCGCCUCGUGGUAGAGGCGGAGGAGUGCCGAUCAAGAAGACCGUCGCGCCGUCACCUGGCCCUCCCGUCUUCAGAUCUGAGUCGUCAGCGGGUUCCUACGCUCUUCCGCCUGACCAGAAAACUUGGUUGAACUUCAAGAUAUGGACCGACGGAAGAGAAGAACUGCGUCCAUACGCCGGGUUUAGCUAUGACGAAGAUAUGCAACACGGCAGCGUACUCAUAUACUUCAAAGAGGAAGUAGACGAGGACCACCCAAUCCCCUCGAUUCGGGCAGACUUGGAUAUCCUCCAAAGCUCGGGAUCCACCUGGCUGAGCAAUGCCCUGCUGUAUAGUCUCAUCGAUGAUAACGACGUGGAUGACUGGGCUCUCUCGGAAAAUGCAAGUUCACCAUCUCAGCCUUUCUCGCCGAAUUUCCCACAGCCAGCACAACGACGAAUGCUAGGGCCCACAUCACCCGGUGGACGGUCUCCACCGCCCUUCGACAUCGAUCAGUCGCAUACCAGUAUAGAUUCUCGGGCUACUUCUCGGGCUUACCAUCCAUCCGAGGCCUCUCAUGGACGCCAACCUAACUCACCGCCUCCUUUCCAGCAGGGCUUCCAACGCAAUCCAACCCAUGAGAUAUGGUUUACUGCGCCUGACAACGUGAAAACACCACAGGCACAAAGAUUGCACCAUGUUGCUAUCCGUAAUUUCCUGGCCAUGUUGCACGGAAAACCCAUAGUUGGAUCCGACGUGUUCGAUAUGUUGAGUACGCUGCAACCUCAAAUACACGUCAUGUACGAUCUUGACACAGACACGCGGUCUGGAAUGACAGCCAGGGAACGAAGCGUGCAGAUGAUUGUGGAAUAUCUAGGCCGGUAUGGAAUUGACGACCUGCGCAACAACAUCCGACGAGCUCUAGGGCUUCUGGCUUGGGCAGAACAGGAUAGCGUCAAGUGGCGACAGGGCUACCUCGAAAGCUUUGUUCACCUGGCUGGUGUCAUGACGCAGGAAAUUGAGGAUCAUCCAGAUUUCAAGCGACUGUCAGUAGUCACAAGGCGGAACCUUGGGUUGGCUGCCAAGACACUGCAGUUGCGCGUCAUGGAAGCCGAGGAGAAGCUGUCAACGUUUGAUUUCGGUGAUCUUUGGGAGGACAGGUUGAAGACCGCGAACACUCCAGUCUAUCAAAGCUAUCAAUCGUUUCGCCAGUUCCUUAUCGGGCAUUUCACGCGCAUCUACGGCAACUGGCCGCCGAAUUCCGACAAGACGUGGCUUAAUCGCAAGGUUGUAAAUGCCAUGCAAGAAGACUUUGGUUCGCUGUAUGAUUACUUCGUCGAUAGGGAGGUGAUAUGGAAUCCUCGAGAAGAGCGGGCCUCCCGUAAGUGGGAAAUGGCCCAUAGGAAGAACGACAGCUUCAGGGCAGACCUUCCAGAGCUGGGGAUGACAGAAAUGCUGGUCACCUACGAUGCGAAAAAUGGGUAUGCACAUAUCCCACAUCCGUACCCGUUACUCCCAAGAGAAGUGCCAAAGACGAGUAAAGACAAGGAGAAGAAAAGCUUCUUUUCGUCGUUGAAGAAGGACAAACCCAAGGAUGCUACGAAAGACGCGAAGGCACAGCUGCAGCUCUCCAUCAUCUUCAGCGAUGCAACGAAUAUUGAGAAGCUGGACGUCAACUUCAACGGAUCCACACUUAUCGACAAGUUUGAACAGUUUGAGCUCACCACCGACCUGAAACACAUGUCACCACGCGAAGCCCGUCUCGGACGCUGGGUCCUCCUCUACGGUAUCCUCCAAGUCCUCUCAACCCUAUCCGUCGACGUCCAGGGCCUCAGACACACCGACGGCGUCCGCUCCUUCCUCAACACCGAUCUAAAGCGCAUGCCCGAGUGGGUAAGCAACGGUCAGAUUGAGCACCUAGAAGCCCGUCAACAACGAUCCUGGUGCUGGCAGCGCGCCUGGGACCCCAUGCCGGCGCAGUCCGCACCCGUAGAACUCGAGGCCACAUCAACCAACGCGGGCGAGCGUACGAACCACCAUGAUCACCAAGAAGCACGACGUGCCGAGAUAUCCGCGCAUAAUUUCCCCAGUCCACCGCCUCGACACGCUCUUCCGCCGCCGCCUCCGACUGCAGUUUCGCAUAAUCUCGACGGUGCAACGUUGAUGCAAAACGACAUUCGUCGGCUCGGCGAGAAGAUUAAUAACCUCUCCCUGUCCCACAACGCGGGUGUACAUUUCAGGCAAGAAUUUGAACGGCGCCGCGAAAACGAAAAGGUUAUCCAGGAUGAAUUCCACGACCGCAAACCGCGAUUACAAGGCGAGACGUUCGGACCAAGGGCAGCGAGGGAUCGAACUCCCUCGCCCUCCCUCCUCUCCCAAACUCCCACGCCAACACCCGCCCCCGUUCCCGCGACCGCGACCGCGACCGCCAACACCCCUCCCAACGAAGCACCUCCCGCCUAG
Alternaria conjuncta is the source of this 2835-nucleotide messenger RNA. RefSeq lists its product as uncharacterized. NCBI's taxonomy places the organism in Eukaryota, Fungi, Ascomycota, Dothideomycetes, Pleosporales, Pleosporaceae. The transcript is spliced from 3 exons. The record is from RefSeq and is a predicted model, not a curated record. The coding region runs from base 1 to 2835 and encodes 944 amino acids.